Molecule: messenger RNA, 1363 nt
Organism: Prorocentrum cordatum
Lineage: Eukaryota; Dinophyceae; Prorocentrales; Prorocentraceae
Source: the annotation of a GenBank genome assembly
UUCCCUUCAGUGACAGGAUAUCAUACUCCAGCUUUUCUCUCAGCCCUCAGAUGGUGACGGGGAUGUCAAUUGAGCGACGAGAAACGACCCCGUUUUAAGUCGCUCAGUUGGCGAUGGUGAUCAGAUCACAUGCAUGCGAAUUCCUCCAAUUCGCUCUGGAAUGCGACGGCGUCUUCUUCCGAAUAGCGAUGGUAUCGCUGAAAGCUCAGUGCUCGUCCUGGGCAUGUGAAGGGUUGCUUCUGGCUUUACCGCGCAGCAAGCACCGAAAGGCAUGUUCAACAGAAAUUAUCGUCGAUAACUCAUCAAGUUUGAGCUUAUGAUCGAUGUUCGGUUGCAAUGCCGGCCGCAAACACGGUCCCAAAGUUCUGUGCUGUGCAAGGCGUCGAACUCAUCAUUGAUGCCCUCUCUGGUGAGCUCGGUCGGCUGUAAAUGCACUGCUGGUUUGAUGUACGUAGCUUGCGAUGGCCAAGGAAGCAUCACGGUGCUAUAAUUCAUGGCUGGUAUUUUCGGUGUAUGCUUGCCGGCGCGCUGCUCUCUUGGACUCCAGAUAUACGAUCAACGCAUCAAAAUUGCGUUUCAAACUAACUCGGAAUCAAGCUUUACAAUGGUAUUCACUUCUACCACCAAUUUCCGAACAACACACCCACGCCAAUGGGAUUGGACAGCAAUGGCCGCCAGCGAUGCAACCGUCUUACUUCCAGAAAUCGUUGCCACGAGAAACUCCCGCAAUCCUGUGGGUUCUGGGAGCGUUGCUCUGAUCGUCUCGCCAAAAUAUCUCAUGAUCCGCAGGCGGUGAUGAUGCACUUUCGCCCACAAGUUCCGCUGGCAUGGUCUGUACGAGCGUCAACCAUCUUACCCUCGAUGCGAAGUAGGGUCGACAACAAGCAGCAUCAGGAUACGUAGCACCCCGCAGUUGCGGAUAAGAGUGAGGGGGCGGCGGGGACGUCGGCAAUCUGCGAGGCUCUGAAGAAGCCCGCUGCAAGCGCAGACAGACUCCUCACCACGGAUCCCCCCUUCAGCCAAGCACCCAGGGACAAAGAAUGACCGUUCGGCCCCCUCACUAUGGUCCUCUGUCGCAAGUCAGUGAAGAGCGCACCAUUCAUGACUUGGCUUUUCGCGCGGUGUUUUCAAAAUUGUCCUCAAGCUGAUCGUACUACGAUUAUUGAUGCAUGCUUUCGCACUGCAUCGUGCUGUAAACGGUCCCGCCCUUUCCACGGCCGGGAACAUGUAAGAUUAUCACCACCAUCUGGACGCACCAGGCUGUCGCGCAUCACGAUUGGUGUUAGAUUGGUGACUCAAGGCGGGGCCGCUCCGUCGAAGGAGUCAUGCACGGGCACCCGCCUGACCCAGAAUGGCUCGAGCC